This is a messenger RNA of Condylostylus longicornis, 6175 nucleotides long. RefSeq names its product MATH and LRR domain-containing protein PFE0570w. Gene Ontology annotation, molecular function: protein tyrosine phosphatase activity. The coding region runs from base 461 to 5230 and encodes 1589 amino acids. Lineage: Eukaryota; Metazoa; Arthropoda; Insecta; Diptera; Dolichopodidae. The record is from RefSeq and is a predicted model, not a curated record. The transcript has 8 exons. Gene Ontology annotation, biological process: protein dephosphorylation.
GUGCAAUAUUACACAUUUAACUCAAAAUAGUAUAAAUAAAAAAUAUAUAUAUAUAAGAAGUAAUUAAAUAAAAAAAAAGCACAAUAAAUAAGUUCAAUAAUUCAAAGGUGAAUUAAAUUUUGAGUCCUGUAUCUCUAAAUAUUUAAUGGGAAAAUUGUAAGAAGGGAAUUUUUAUAAAAAGAGAAGAGUAUAAAUUAAAUGAGAAAGAAUAAAAAUAUACCUAUGAAAAAAUUUAUUACAUAAAGGUUUCUUUUUAAUAUACGGAUGGAUAACUUUGUUAUUUACCAUUUGUGUCUAAAUAUAUAAAGUACACAACGAGAAUGAAAGGAGAAAAAAGUGUCAGAUUUUAACAAACUUAAUCUUAAAUUUUCGAUAUUUCUUUUUUUUUACGGAAAAAAACAACCAUUUUCAAAAGAAUAAGAAUUAUACAAUUCAUUUUUUAUUAUACAACUUUAUAUUCAUGAAAAUGUUAAAAAUUGCAUUAAAACAAAAAAUUUCAAUAUGCAGUUUUUAUUUAAUUUUAUUUAUCACAACGAAUUUUGUCUUCGAUAAUAUUGAAUGUGGUAUAAUAAGAAGAGAAAUUUCACUAAAAAAUGAAACUUCAACUGAUACAGAAAGUGAAAUUUUAAAAGAACAAAAUGAACAAGCUACAGCUACAACGAUAAGAACUAUAACACCAGAAGAUAGUAAAAUAAUUAUAAAAAAUAUUAAUAAUCAUAAAGAUGAAGUGGAUUUAAGUAAUUUUAGAACAGAAAUUACAACUGUUAGUGAAACACGUUCCGAAUCAAUUUCAAUUGGAACAAAACCUCCUUUAAUAUUAUCAACGACAAAAAAAUUAAAUUUAAUUAAUAAUAAUAGUGAUAUUAGCAACAACAAUAAUAAUAAAAGUGAUAAUAAUAAUAAUAACAAUGAUAGUAAUACAAAAAUAAUAACUACUACAACGACAAAAGUACCAUUAUUAUCAAAUAUAACAGUAGAAAAUUCUAAUAUUGUAAAUAAAAAUGUAAAUAUAAAUAAAGAAACGACAACAAUUGUAAAUAAAAUAAAUGAAGAUAGUAUUGUUACCAAAGAAAAUGUUGCAAAAAAUAAUUUUCAAACUACUGAACCAUUUUUGAAUAUAGUACAAAUGACAACGACAACACCAGCAACAACAACAGUGGCGACACACAUAGUAAAUGAUCCGAUUACAACAAUAAAACAGGAUUUGUUCAGACAUGAUCCACAUCAAGAUAUUGGAUUAACAACUUUGGAGCCUCCAGAAGAAACUACAAAAUCUUUUGAAGAUAUUGAUUACGACGAACAUAGAAUCUCAACAACACCAGUAACAAUAACAUCUUCAACAGACAAUAAUCAACAUAUUUUAGAAACAACUAUUCAAAAACAUUCUAUUUUAGAAAAUGAAUUGAAUAAUAAGACAAUCAAUCAAACACAUUCCAUGAUCUCUGAAACAGUUAUUAAAAAUGAAAAUGAUGAACUCGAAUCAAAACCAGACAAUUCCAAACCGACUUUUAUAAAGGCUACACUAGAAAAAAUUGAAAAUGAAUUAUUACCAUCAUCAUCAGUAUCUCCAAUACCAUCGCUGCCUCCGAAACUUGAAAAAAAUAAUAUUAAAAUUCAAGGUAGAAGUCAUCAUGACAAUAAAUAUGAUGAAAUUUUUUCUGAAAUAGGAAAUAGUGGUGAAAAUAAAAAACAUGAAAAAAAUUUACAAUUAAAACCAACAAAUAAAGAAAUCACAACAAUUUCAAAUGAUUUAGAAAUACCAAAUGCUGCUGAAUUAUGGGCUUUAGUUGGUAUGAAAUCAAAUUUACCAAAAGAAAAACUUAUUAAAUUAGAAAAUCCUACAUCAAAACAAAUAUCCUCUUCGACACCAGAAUAUGUGAAUAUUGAACAAGAUAAUUCAACAUUAAAACAUUUAGCUGAUUGGACAAAAAUUAUGGAAGAAAGUAUUGAUAUGGAAAACUCAACAUCAAAUAUUUUAAAUAAUGAAUUAACAGCAACAACAAUAUUACCGGAUUCUAUUGAAGAAAAAAAUAAAAUUUUAAUAGAUUCAAUAUCAAAUAAUUUAAAUGAAAAUUUUGAUAAAGAAAAUGUGAUAAAUUCUACGCAAAUAGAAAUGAUUCCAAAAUUACAAAAAGAAGAGCAGGAAAAAGUGAAAAUGAGUUCAAAUUUAACACCUAUAUUAAAUGAAAAAAAUUUAGUAGAAGAAUCAGUACAACAGAAAAAACUAAAUAACUCAACCGAAUCAGUUAAAGCAAUUUUAAACGAAGAGAAAUCUCUAUUAAGUCAAACAUCAAAUAAUAGUAGUGAUGAUCAAAAUAAUAUCAUUGAAACGAUAGUUAAAAAUCAAAAUAAAAAUAAUGACAAUAAAAUACUCAGUUUUGUAAACGCAUCCAAUAGUGAUAAUAUUGACAAAAAGACAGAAAAUUUGAAAAUAAUAACAAAUAAAGAUGAAAUUGAAAAUAAUAAGAAUAAAAAUAUAAAAGAUUCGUCAUCAUCAUCAUCAUCAUCAUCCGUAUUAGAAUCAACGUCAAUUUCCUCUAGCACAAUAAUUAAUGAUGAAACUACAAUAGAAAACAUAACACCGCCAACUACAACAGUAAUAAUGCCAACAAUAAUAACAACAACAACAACUGUAAGGGGUUUGCCAUUAGAAAUUUCAUUUAAAGCUCAUCCAAAUAAGGAAGAUAUCACAGAUAAUUUAAACGCAGUUAGUUUAAAUAAUGCCUUCAAAAAUAAUUCAAGCGAUAAAUACCUUGAAAAUGCUCAAAAUUUUGAUUCAAUUGUACAACCAACAACAACAGCAACAACGAAAACAAUAACAACAACGACAACAAAAACAACAACAACAACAGUAACACCAACAAUUGAAACAAAAAUUAUAAAUCGUAAUUCUAAUAUUACAGACGAUUUUAGUAAGCUUUUAACUGCCGUCGUGGAAAAUAGUUUAAAUGAAACAAAUUCAAUUUUAGUAAAUGAAAAUAUAAAUAUAAAAAAUAAUAAUAAUAGGGAAAAUGAUAAAACAGCGGAUAUAAAUGAAAAUUUAAAUAAUAUUAUUGUAAAAAAAGCAAAUGAAAGUGAAAUUAAAAACGACAUAAUAAUAACAACAGAAAAACCAAAAGAGAAAGAGGUGCAUUUUGAAACAAAGGAAGAAUCUAAGAUGACAUCACGUAUGGAUUAUGAUGAUGAAAGUAAUUUUACAUCAACAACAUUAGCUACAACCGGGAUUUUAUAUGAUAAAAAUAAGAAAAAUCAAAAAUAUUUAACAGGAUUAUUAUCAUCAACAUCGGAAACAACUCCAUCAUCAUCAUCAACAUCUUCUGCAACAAUAAUUGGUAAUGAGAUUAUUAAGAAAAAAACAACAACUGAAAAACCAGAAAAAUUUGAAAUUGUCAAACCGACUUCAGAAAGCUCUAUUGAAAAUGAUGUAAUAGAAAAACAUCAACCACCUACCAUAAAAUCAUCAUUAUUUCCUAAAUUAAUUCAACCUACAACAACAAUAAAUCCAUUAAAAAUACCAAAUAAUAAUGAAGAAAUUUUAGUUGAAAAUAGUUUAGAUAUACAAUCAACAUUACAAACAAUCCCAUUUGCUAAAGAUCCUUCAGAAAUAUUAAUUGGUUCUCCAACACCAUCAUUACCAUCAUCGGAAAUAAAUUCUGAUUUUUAUCCAAAAUAUGAGGUUGCAACAACAAGUGAUACAAAAUUAGAUAUUAUUAAUAUUGAUGAUAAUAAUGAUAAUAAAACAAAAAUGACUACAACAGAAUCAACAAUAUUAUCAUCAUCAAAAACAUUAAUAAAUAAUGAUGAUAAAAAUGGUGGUAGUCCAUCAAGUACAAAAAUUCCAUAUAAUACUGAAGGAUUAGAAGGUGCAUCAAAUGAUACAGAUUAUAAUGUUAUUGUUGCUGUAUCGGUUAGUGUUGUUGGUAUUAUUGCUUUGAUAUUACUUGUUGGAUUUUUAAUAGUUAUGAGAAAACGUCAAAAACAAACAACAUAUGGUCAGAGAUGUCGUCCAGUUGGUUUAGAUGCAUACUCAAUGUAUAAUAUAUCAAUACGUGAUAGUAUACGUGGUAAAAGUUUUCGAAAUAGUGUCUCAAAAAGAAGUUAUGGUAAUGUUGCAUUCGAUGAUCCAUCAUUAAUACAUAAUCCAAUGGGAAUACAUGAUUUAAAUCGUUUUGUUGGAAAAAAAAGUGCAAUAUUUGAUGAAUUUAAAGAUAUUCCACAGAUUACAGCUAAGGCUGAUGAAGUUCCAGCUGGAUGUGAAGAUAAAAAUAGGUAUGCCAAUGUUAUACCAUUACCAGAAACAAGAGUAAUUUUACAACAACAAGAUGGUGAUGAAAAAACAGAAUAUAUAAAUGCAAAUUAUGUUAGGGGCCCAAAAGAUUCACCAAACUAUUACAUUGCAUGUCAGGCUCCAUUAGAAAGCACAGUACCAGAUUUUUGGCGAAUGAUAUGGGAACAAAAUUCUCGUGUAAUAAUAAUGGCAACAGAUUUAGAAGAAAAUGGAAUAGAAAAAUGUGCAGCUUAUAUACCAGAAUCAAUGAUUUUAGAUAAUCAUGUUGUUUAUGGUGAUUAUCAAAUAACAUUAAAAAAUCGUGAAGUUAAAGAAAAAUAUGCUGUUUCAACUUUACAUGUUAAAAAUUUAAAAACUAAUGCAUGGCGUGAAAUAACACAUUUUUGGUAUCAAUGGCCAAUUACUGGUGUACCAAGUGAUGAAGCACCUAUGAUAGCAAUGCUAUUAGAAGCAAGAAGUUGUUUAAAAACUGCCGCCAAUGAACAAGUAGAUGAUGAAGAAAUUAUUGAUAAUAAUGAUAAAAGAAAUGAUUCAAAAACAACAGUAACACCAUCUACAACAAAAGAAGUAUCAUCUGAAGUAAAUAAAAUAAGUGAUGAUAAUGAAAAUAAUAUUAAGAAUGAACCGGUAGAUCAAAAAGAAAAUAAAAAUGAUAACACUAAUAAAACUAAUACAACAACAACAAAAACAUUGUCAAAGUCUCAGGGCCCAUUACUGGUCCAUUGUUCCCCAGGAACUGGCAGAACUGGAACAAUAAUUGCAUGUGAUAUUGCAAUUAGGAGUUUAGAAACUCCAAAACGAACUGUAGAUAUACCACAAAUUGUAUAUUAUGUAAGGAGGGGCCGAGCUAGUGCGAUUCAAACAAAAGAACAAUAUGAAUUUAUAUAUAGAGUGACACAUAUGUAUGCUACAAAAAUAUCAGCACCUGUAAAUGAAAAUUAAUUAAAAGUCAACAUAGAAAGCAAUUUAUAUUUUAAUUUUUUUUUUUUUUAAUAAUUUAAAUUAAUUUAAUUUAAUGUAUAAAAACAAAUUAAAUGCUAAAUUUAUCAACUUUUUUAUUUUUGUUGUAAAAAAAGCAUCAAUUUAUAGCUUUAUCAAAAAAAAAAAAAUCUUUUCAGAAAAUCUUUUAAAAUUCUUUAAUACUGAAUUGAUUUCACUGAUAUUAUUAUAAAAUUUCUUUUCUCUUAAUCAAAAUAAAUAUUGUAAGAAAAAUAUCACAAAUUUUAAAAAAAAUUAAACGAUCUCAGCACAAUAAAAAUGUUAAAUAAGUUGUCAAAAGAGAUUUAUAGCAAAUUUUACCUUUAAAAUAUUUUAAGUUUAAAAAAUGUUAUGCGAGGUAUAUUUAAAAUUGUAUACAGUUAACAUGCGAAGUGGAUUACAAAUAUAUAUGUAUAUAAUUUAUUUUAAGUGUAACAUCACUACCUCUUGAAAAAUUAAAUUUAUUAAGUAUAAAAUCUUCUAAAACCUUGUAAAAUUUUUUUCUUUAAAAAUUUUUGACUUGUAACAAAAGUUAAUAGUUAAGUAUGUAUCAUGAAACCCUUUAAUUUUAUUGUGAUGGAUAUUGAUUUAAAAUAUAUACAUAAUUAAAAUUUUAAAGGAAUAUUUAAAUUGAACUAAGAAAAAUGUUGUGUUUAAUAUUUUUCAUUGAAAAAAAAAAAAAACUAUCAUUAAUAAUGAUAAAAGUUUUGAUGCUUAUUUUAAACGAAGGCAGCAAUAAGAUAAGAAAGCUAUUCUUUUGAACCACAAAUUUAUUUCAUAAAUAUUAUAAAUAAAUUUUAUAUAUUUAUUUAAAAUUUAUGUAAAUAUAUAUUAAAAACUUUAUUUUUAUUUAAAAAAAAAAAUAAUGAUAAAAAAGAUUUGGUAAAAAAAAUCGCUAUUUUUAUUGUG